AUGAUCUCCAGUGUGCUGAAGCUGAUGUUGUUGGCUGUGCACCAAGCAAAGACUGUCGGUCAACAUUCCUCAGAGUGCACACAUUCUGCGCCAGUAGAGAUGGAGUUGAUACAUGCAAAGGUGACUCUGGUGGAGGAGUGGUGUUCAAGGACAGGAUUUAUGGUGUCCAUGUCAGCUCUGAGGAGAAUUAUUGGGGGUAACCCAUGUGAGCGUCAGUACCACGUCAAACUAAGAGUUCCUGCUGGUCCAUCUUUCAUCUUGUGUGGUGGCUCUCUGAUCAGUGACCGGUGGAUUUUAACUGCAGCUCACUGUUUGAAGCCAGGAAGAGUUGAGAUCGCAGGUCAUGGUGCCACAGCUGGAGGCCCCAAUGAUGAAAGGAAACCUGGUAACUCACCUACUCUUCACUGUGCAGACGUUGAAGUUGUCGACUGUGAAGACCUCAAAAAUAGGAACACUUCCCAAAGGCCUACCAAGUCAAGGUGUAUCAGCACUGGUUCUGUGGCCAAACAGCAACAGUGGACAUAUGUUAUGGAGAUUCUGGUGGAGGAGUGGUGUACAAAGACAAGAUUUACGGCGUCAUUUCUUUCCUCGGUGACCCUGCCCAUGUUUGUAGAGAACCAGCUGCAUUCAUGGACCUCUGCAAUCCAGAUUACACCACAUGGAUCAAUCAAACUAUCACCUGACAAGGAAAGACGUCUACAGGCAUUCUGA
Molecule: messenger RNA, 711 nt
Organism: Centropristis striata (black sea bass)
Lineage: Eukaryota; Metazoa; Chordata; Actinopteri; Perciformes; Serranidae
Exons: 7
Coding region: 1-711 (236 amino acids)
Biological process (GO): proteolysis
Molecular function (GO): serine-type endopeptidase activity
Source: RefSeq, a predicted model, not a curated record